GCUAAGGUUGUCGAAACGUCAGUCAACAACAACAAAAACAGUCCUUCUCAGGACUAUACCAACCUGGACGAUCUACAUUUACAAACAUGUUACAAACAUCAAACAAAUCACCCAUUCGUCUUAUGAGACGUGGCUAAAAGCCGGUAAAGUACGGGUACAAAACGUCGGCAGGUAGUCGUGGGAGAUACAUACGUUGUACUUUGGUCGUUUAACUUAUGUUAUUGUGUCAUUGGUAAUAUCGAUAAUAUUUUCUGAUUUGUGAUUUUCUUUCUGGUAAUUUUAAAAGAUGCCAAGGAGCAAUAAAAGGUUUAAAGCAACUGUAGCUGUCACAUAUCAUGAUGAGGAUGGCCAUGUUGAGAGAGAGGAGGUGGAUUUGUCAGAAUUGGUUACUGAGGAUCAUAGAGGAAGCUGUUCUUUUAACGGUCCUGAUAAUUGUGGUGCAUUGGAAGGCCAUGAACUGGGAAUGGAACAAGAUAACAGUGAUCUUGAAAGUGAUGUUCACCAUGAUUGUGAAAAAUCAUCUUCUUAUUACCAGAAAGUUGAAAGAAAACAAAAAGCAUGGGAAAAUUCGCUACAUUCAAUUAUAAAGAAUACAUUUCAGUUUGCUGGCAAAAAUUGAA
Molecule: messenger RNA, 620 nt
Organism: Xenia sp. Carnegie-2017
Lineage: Eukaryota; Metazoa; Cnidaria; Anthozoa; Malacalcyonacea; Xeniidae
Exons: 2
Coding region: 287-619 (110 amino acids)
Source: RefSeq, a predicted model, not a curated record